Molecule: messenger RNA, 2826 nt
Organism: Seminavis robusta
Lineage: Eukaryota; Bacillariophyta; Bacillariophyceae; Naviculales; Naviculaceae
Source: the annotation of a GenBank genome assembly
ACUGGUACUGGUAUCCAAGACUGGAGGUCAAUCGGAACAAUGUGCUUCUUCUCAUAAUAUAUUUUGGCUCGAUCCUCCCCACAAUUUCCACGAGCGCAAGAUGACGACGACCUUGAAUCUUUCCAACACGGACUUGGCGCUGGCGGCCUUCAAGCACAUCGAGUUCCUCAAGGGCCUCCAUGCCUUGUCCAUCACCCUGGAGAAGCCGUCCUUGGAGAGCUUGGACCGUUAUCUGAACUAUUGGUUGCCACUCGUUGCCAGUACUCUCGAGGACGACAAGCCCAGCCAACUAAUCCCUCCUCCCGACGUUGCUUGGUUGUUGCAUUGUCAUCGGUUGGCUCCGUCACUCUACGAGCAACAUGUGUCGAAACGAUUUGGAAAGCUUGUAGAACCGCCGCACAGUAGCGCCUUUGAGUUUCAAACCGUAGAUGAUGUGCGUGUGGAAGCCCAGCAAACUCGAGAGUUUUGGGAGGGGCUGUAUCCAAAUCAUCCAUUCUUCCUCGUAGAGUGUGAUAAUCCAACCCACAGCACAGCUACAGCAGCAUUAUUAGAAGCAGAGCCUUUACUCUCUACCAAGGAACCCACCAACGAUACUUCAUCUAUCCAACAUCCUUUGAAUUCUUCCCACCUGCGGCAUGUCAACUUGCAAGAGUUUCUGGACAAGGAGUUUCCAUUGAUUGACUCCACAGAACGGCAAGCUACCUUCCUUUGGCAGGUAUCGGGGGAACAAUUUGGCAGGUUGGACUUUGUGAUGGAAGGUGUGGAGAACUACAUCAAGUUUCUUCAGCUCUUCGGAUCCAACCCCAACAGUGGAGUUCCCUUGGUUCCCACGUACCAAAUUGAUUUGAUAUGGCAUACCCACAUGUUGAAGUCUCUUCAAAUGUACAACGAUGAUUGUAUCCGCAUCACUGGCCGUAGAUUCCAUCACGAUGAUUCGCUCAACGACCGCACCAAAGGAGGAAAAUUGGAAAAUUCCUUUGAGAGCACUUGCAAACUUUGGAAGAAGAUCCAUGGCAUGGAAUAUGCCGUCCCCGGUGGCAUGUAUCGGGGGGAACCGCCCCAAGGGUACUGGGAUCCGACUUGGUCGUCCUCUGCUGUAGAUCAUCCGACUUCCGCGCCGCCAGCCCCAUUAGUAGCAGGAUCGUUCUCGGCGGGCACACAGUCACCAGCACCGAAGAAGUGGUUGAAAGCCGGACGUGAUAUCUACUAUCAAGGGAACCCAACCUUCAUCGAAGCCAGCCCCAAGGAUCGACGUCGUGGCAUUAAUGCCAACCAAAGGAAAGAAGACUACAUCUUUGGCAAACCUGAUCAGUACUGGAUGGGUGCAGGAUACUAUCACAUCUAUACCAGAGAGGGUUGGUCCAUGUUGAUCAAACGGCUCGAAAAGAGGGCGCGGCAAGCAAGCCACGUUUGCGAGAACUACUUGUGCUUGCGUUGCGCUUGCUUGGGCCUCACGCCCUGGCAAACGAGGGAAUAUCAACAGCUGGAAGCUCGCCACAAGGAACUCCUGGCUCUUUUGCACCAAGCGGAAGCACAGCAUGCACGGGGAGGCCCAGGUGAGGCCAUUGUUGCGAAGCAUCAAACUGAUAACGAAGUGGAACGUCCUAGAAGCGCGUACAUCGGAGACAGCACAGGUGCUGCAUACUAUGGUGGAGCAGCAUGCGGCGCUUAUACACCCAGUCAUUAUCACCAUGUCUCCCACCAUAACUAUUGCGAUGCGGCUGCCUGCGGUGGUGGGACUGGCGACGGCGGAGGUUGCGGUGGCGGUGGUGCUUGUGGCGGUGGGGGGGCUGCCUGUGGCGGCGGAGAUGGCGGAGGCUGUGGAGGCGGAGCUUGUGGUGGUGGUGGCUGUGGUGGGGGAGGCUGUGGUGGGGGCGGCUGUGGUGGAGGAUAAACUCCGGCCCACACGGCAUCCCUGUAGGAGGAACAUCCUGUAGAGGGCCUUUGAAGAUCUGAGAGACGCGCUGUUCGACAAUCUGUCUGCAGAUUUGAUGUGGUGAAGCAUGCCUCCACUGGGAUAAUGAAACCAUUCUAAUGAAAGGUUACAUCGCACCCUUCCCAGCAGGAUCCGUCUCGAUCCCCGGCGCAACCUCACGACUCCUCAUGAGACCAUUCAGCACCUCAAUUGGUUCUCCGUGGACCCCACAAACCAAGCUGAUAAAGGGUGAACCAUUGUUUCGUGGGUGGUGAAUAGUUGGCAAUCAAAAUUAUAGACUAUGUCAUGCUUUUGGGUGAUUCUCACAAGUACAACCACAUAGACUAGUUCCAUAGCAGACUGACAGGUUGGUCGUUGGAUCGGAAUAGUCAUUCCCACCAAAACGUUUCAUUUCACGUGGCGGGAGUAUGACGCCACAAAAUCCAGCAGGGAUGCUCCCAGAUAAGGAUGUGUUCAUGACUACCAGGCUUGUCAAGUUGUCCAACAAAAGCAAUUCCGUGGGAAGAGUCCCAGAAAGGUUGGUAUUUUGCAGUUCAAGAUUCUCAAGACUAGACAACAAACCAAUUUCUGUUGCAAUAGACCCUGAGAAAAGGUUGUCAUUGAUGUGCAACUGCUGUAACUGGGUGAGUUGGGGAAGCAAAUCUUGUUCCAGUGGUCUGCCCACUAAUUGGUUGGCCCUAAUGAGCAGUUGUCGCAGCUCUUGAAUUAGAGCAGACAGAUGGAAAAGCAUGAGCUUGAGAUGAAUUUUGCAAAUCUGGUAUCAUGAGAAGAUAACUCACGUGACAUCAUGGUUAACUCUUCUGGUAAAGUGCCAGUGAUGGAGUUCCUUGCCAAGUUCAAGAAUCUCUGCAAAGAAGUGACACAACGCCGUUAGUGCAUAGAGGAAGCAU